Messenger RNA from Lactuca sativa (garden lettuce), 2384 nucleotides. Lineage: Eukaryota; Viridiplantae; Streptophyta; Magnoliopsida; Asterales; Asteraceae. The record is from RefSeq and is a predicted model, not a curated record.
GUUUUUUUUUAACACAUAAUUUUGCAAAGAGUUGUUAUAUAACUAGACAGCUGUCAGUUUAUUUGAUGAAUAUAUUUUUAUAUAAAAGCCUUUUACCACGUAAUAAAAAUGAAUACAAAUCGGACCUUUUUACGAUCCAUUAACCCGUGUUUUCCCCGCUCCAUCUCCUGAUCCCGUCCGGAUCUCCUCUGCCACCAUCAAAUUGAUUAUGCCGGCGAAUCUCUCUUACAGUUUGCCCUAAAUCAACACACCAACGAUCGGCAGUUCGGAACUAAGGUCAUCGAUCCAUCGUUGCUCCAUACCCUCCCAUCGACGCACCUCUGUUCUCAAAUAGAAGUCAAACAUAUACUCUUUUCUCCGCUCUGACCAUCGAUGUAGCUACAUCUAUUGCUCUCAUGUCGCAUACAUAGCUUUCUUGCUAAUCAAUUGUUCAAUUGCUAAUAAAUCGGCUUCCUAAUUCCAGGAAAUAUGAUUACAUAGCCUACAUCGACUACGUGGAAUCACUUGACGCGCUCUUUCUCCUCUUCCGGGUUGUGUAUUCAUCUAUUGCCCUUCGACCUAUAUUUUCAGCAUCUAGGGACUGCAGUUCAUCUUCUCCCGCAUUCAAUAGCAUCUGCACAACAGUUGUUCGAUGAAAUGCUCACAUGAAUUGAGAGUGCGUUUCUACUGUGGGUCUGCAUCUCGUUCGACUUAUUGCACAUAUAGUUCCGGUACAAGUUUCUUCCUAAAGUUUCCUGCAGGAUUGGUUGUACCUGAGUAUAUCAUCUCCGUUGGUUCAUAAUCGAUCUGAAUUCAACUCGAUUGUCCACAACGGUUGCUGUAAGCGCGCAGCUCAAACAAGAGCUUUGUCGUCAGUUCUCUUGAAGUUACUAACAUCCGAGAAGCUUCUAGAACCAUUAGUAACGAUCGAGAUGCCAUUAGUGAAUGUUCUUUUUGAUAUGGAAGUUUUCGGAAUAGGUGUUGACAUGGAGGGGUGUAUACAAUCGCGUCUUGUGAUUGGUAAGAAACUGAGAUCUCUUGAAUGUGAAGCUUAUAAAUUGGCGGGUACGUGGUUUUCUUUGUACACGUCAGCAAAUUAAAACUGCCAGUUCGGGAAGGGUAUAAAGGGAAACAACACCCCAGUACUGACAAACAUUGUUUAGAAUUAUUAAGGUUUGAGCAUCCUAUUGUUCCUAUUAUUAAAGAACACCAGACAUUAGCCAAGCUUUUAAACUAUACAUUGGGUUCCAUUUGUUCACUUUCUAAGUUAUCUAUGAAGACUCAAAGAUAUACACUUCAUGGACAUUGGCUCCAAACUUCAACAGCAACAGGAAGGUUAUCCAUGGAGGAUCCCAAUCUUCAGUGUGUCGAGCAUAUGGUUGAAUUCAAGAUAGAUAGCAAUGAAAAAGAAGGCGAUGAUUCAGACAUGGAACUCUACAAAGUAAAUCCUUGUUAUUUCUUCAUUCCAACUCAGCUAGAAUGCGGUCCAGAUGAUGCUAGAGACAAAAUUCAGAGUUUCAAAAGAUCUUUCCCUGGUGUUGCUUCUUGGCUUAAAGACGUUGUUGCAAUCUGCCAUAAAAAAGGUUAUGUGGAAACUUUGAUGGGAAGGAAGCGGUUUUUGGCGAAAGUAAAGUUUGGAAAUAGUGAAGAAAAAUCAAAAGCUCAGAGACAGGCUGUGAAUUCCAUUUGUCAGGGAUCUGCAGCUGAUAUAAUAAAGGCUGCAAUGAUAACUAUACAUGUUGUGAUAGGUGAAGGUGUUGACUAGUCAACGCCUAGCAAUAGCAUCCAAUUUGCUUUGCUGAAAGAUUCCAUAUGAUUAAGGGUCGGUGUAGAAUCCUUCUACAGGUACACGAUUUCUAACAGACUGCAAUUCAUCAAUGGAAAAAGAAAGAGUUCAUUAAUGGAGAAGAAGUAUCAUUCAUUGAAUGUUACAAGAUUUGACAUUUUUCGAAAAAGAAAAAUCCAAUGAUCAAUGAGAAGGCCGAAGAAAUUUGGAAUGGAUUGCUAAAUGAAGAAGCUUCUUCUUCUUGUUCGCCGGCUGAAAUAUGCAUGAAAAAAAUACAAUUCGUGUAAUUGGAAAAGUUACAAAUGGAAGUGGAAUUGGAAAAGGAAAAAUCAAAAGCCUUGGAGGAGGAAAUUCGAGUAAUUAAAGAAGAGCAACUACAAUUUCAAGAAGAGCAGAUCAAAUAUCAAGAGGAGCAAAAUAAGAAAAUGGAAUUUAUGAUGAGUGAGCUUUCACGUUUAUCUCAAUUGCAUUGAUCAAUUGAACUUACUUUUCUUAUUAAAUGAGCUUCACCCGGUUGAUCUUUAUAUGUUUGUUGUUUGAAAUAUUGGAUAAAACGUAUGGAUUUUUUUUAAAUUGACAUUUAAUUUUCAUAUUAUAAAUGUGAAGAUUUAUUUGGUUA